AUGACGACUCCGAACAACAACGCGUCUCCGCCGGAGUAUUACAGUGGUCUAGAGGUCGACAGCCGACCGGGCCGAUCGCCAGGAGGAUGGGGCGAUCAAGACUUGAGCAAGUUCCGCGUCUCGGACCAGAAUAACUUGCCUGAAGUCCACAAUCAAGACGGCGAUCUUCCACAAGCCGUGCACCCGUACGGCCAUGAUUACUCAAUGCUUCAGGCCGUUCAUCCGGUAGAGGGCGGUGUCUCCCCAGUCGAAUAUCAGAACGGUUCAUACGAUUCAAGCGGUUACUACGCUCCAAAAGAAGACAACCCGCCAGAAGUCGUAACAGCAGAGAUCGACGAGAAGCAGCAGAAGAAGAGAGCAGGCACAUUAUGCGGCAUGCGACGCAAGACAUUCUGGAUUGUUCUAGCCGUGGCGCUCAUUAUUGUUAUUGGCGCUGCGGUAGGAGGAGGCGUCGGUGGCGCAUUGUCGGCAAGCAACAGCUCACAACAAUCGAGCAGCAGCUCGGGAGGAUCAAGCGAUAGCGGAAGUGGCAGCAGUGGUACCGGCUCGGGCAGCGGGAGCGGAAGCGGCGACAGCAGUGGUGAUAGCAGCGGCGAUUCCAACAACACGACGUCGACGAAUGAGCUGGACAUCUUGCCCACCACCAGCAUCGGCGCGCUCAACUUCACAGACUACUAUGGCUAUGUGAAUCACCUCGUUUUUUACCAGCUGCGGUCCAAGAACCUCAUGAUGUCGUCCUACAAUUCUUCCACAAAAGUGUGGAGCUCAACAAUUAGCAACAGGGAGAGCACGAUCAAGGAGGGCACUCCCAUCUCCAACAGCUUAUUCUGGCAUAGCGAUAAGGUCCGCGAUGUCCGUAUCUACUACCUCAACGAUGCGAACCAGGUCGCAGGCAUAAUCAACGCGAACCCCGUUUACGGCUCGACUUGGGAUAAAUCCGGCGUCUCAAACACCUUUACCGCAAAUGCGAAGUCAAACCUGCUGUCCAACGGCAUUUACACACCUGACUCAUACCUAUCGAACCUUGUUUUAUACCAGGACACCGGGAAUACCAUCCGCGUUCUUCGCCGAACAGGCAAUGGAGCGACCGAUUGGGCCGCCGUGGGGAUUUCGACCGACUUUGGAAAGCCUGCAGAGGGCACCGGGAUGUCUUUGAUUCCCAUCUAUACCAACGCGACCACGAAGAGAAUGGCCAUGUUUUAUACCUCUGAGACGGGCUCACUCAUUUACCUCACCCUCGUCAACGAAAACGACUGGACCAACAGCACCUUACCAACGACGCUCGAAACAAACGCCACUAUCGCGGCCUUUUCCAGCGGGUACGAAAGCAACAACAACCUAGUCAUGCACGUACUAGCAUCACAGACAGACAAAGCGCCUGUGUUAACAACUUACGCCGAAGGGGAAUGGACAAACGUUGGUGAAGUUUCCACCAUGUCCGGCGAGGAUAGGCCUUUCAAAAUUGCUGCCAAUUCAGCUGGGAGAGUCUAUGGUCUCGUCCAGCGAAACGCUACCAAGGUUGAGAUUGUCGAGUGGGAGUGGAUUGGUGGUACAACAUAUAAUAAGAUUGGUGUGAUAGAUACCGUCUCAUGA
Molecule: messenger RNA, 1593 nt
Organism: Colletotrichum phormii
Lineage: Eukaryota; Fungi; Ascomycota; Sordariomycetes; Glomerellales; Glomerellaceae
Exons: 2
Coding region: 1-1593 (530 amino acids)
Source: RefSeq, a predicted model, not a curated record